Molecule: messenger RNA, 3804 nt
Organism: Brettanomyces nanus
Lineage: Eukaryota; Fungi; Ascomycota; Pichiomycetes; Pichiales; Pichiaceae
Exons: 2
Coding region: 1-3804 (1267 amino acids)
Biological process (GO): proteolysis
Molecular function (GO): peptidase activity
Source: RefSeq, a predicted model, not a curated record
AUGUCUGUUGAAUCCACCUUAAAACCUCUCUUCUCUCAGAUCGAUUCACUUAAGCCUAAUUUCAUCGAAAGAUUACGCCAUGCCGUUUCCAUCCCCUCUGUUUCGGGCGAUGAAGACCUCAGACCUAGCGUCAUCAAGAUGGGUGAAUUCCUCAAAUCUGAGUUGGAGAAAUUGGGUGCUGAUGAGGUCCAAUUGAAACAUUUAGGCACUCAGUCCGAUGCAAUCAAGAAGGGCCUAGCUUUGCCCCCUGUUGUGGUUUCACGUUUCGGUAGGGAUCCUACCAAGAAGACCGUUUUGGUCUACGGUCAUUACGAUGUUCAGCCUGCAUUUAAGGAGGACGGUUGGAAUACUGAGCCAUUUGAAAUGGUCGAGAAGGACGGCAAGUUACUUGGCCGUGGUUCCACGGACGAUAAAGGACCUGUCAUUGGCUGGUUGAACGUCUUGGAAGCUCACAGGGCAGCUGGAAUUGAGUUACCUAUCAAUCUUAUAACGUGUUUCGAAGGUAUGGAGGAAAGUGGAUCUAUCGGCUUGGAUCAGCUUAUCCAUGAUGAAGCUGACAAGUUCUUUAAAGGUGUCGAUGUCGUCUGUAUCUGCGAUAACUACUGGUUGGGAACGAAGAAACCAGUUCUUACGUACGGCCUCAGAGGUGUCAACUAUUACCAGAUGACCGUUGAGGGUCCUGCCGCCGAUUUACACUCGGGUAUCUUUGGUGGUAUUGUCUAUGAACCAAUGACAGACUUGAUUAAGGUGAUGUCUCAAUUGGUCGACGAGAAGGGAAACAUCCUCAUUCCCGGUAUCAAUGACAUGGUUGCUCCUCUUACUUCCAAGGAGGAAGAUUUGUAUAAGGACAUCGAUUACGACGUCGAGGAGUUGGGUAAAGCUACUGGUGCUGAAGAUAUAUCCGUCUACCAAAACAAAAAGGACAUCUUGAUGCAUCGUUGGAGAUAUCCUUCCUUAUCUCUUCACGGAAUCGAAGGAGCAUUUUCAGGUGCUGGUGCAAAGACCGUUAUUCCGGCAAAGGUUUCCGGAAAGUUCUCCAUUCGUACCGUUCCAGAUAUGGAAUCCGAGAAGUUGACCAAGUUGGUUUAUAACUACAGUGAAAAGGUGUUUGCUGAAUUGCACUCUCCCAACAAGUUUAGCAUUGUACUAGUCCAUGACGGUGAUUACUGGUUGAGUAAUCCAUUCAAUGAAGCAUUUACUGCUGCUAAGAAUGCCACCAAAUUGGUUUGGGGAGUGGAACCUGACUUCAUCAGAGAAGGAGGUUCUAUUCCUAUCACUCUUACCUUCGAGAACGAGUUGAAGACAAGUGCUGUUCUUUUACCUAUGGGUAAAGGAGAUGAUGGUGCCCACUCUAUCAACGAGAAGCUUGAUAUUAAGAACUACAUCGAAGGCAUUAAAACCAUGAGUGCCUACUUGCAUUUUAUUGAUGGCCAUCCCCGCAAUUACAAAUAUACUCAAUAUUUCAACAACCUCAACUAUGAUGGUCGCAUGUUCGAAAAGAAUGGUGAUUCGGCUACUGCAAAGUACUAUAAGUCCCACCGUGUUUAUAGGCCGCAGAUGAUGAAGGGUGAAGAAAACAGUGGUCAUAUGGGCUUGAUGCGAUCGCGGUUCAAUAGCUUCAUCAACGUUCCCUCCGUUUUCAGCGACACCAUUCUGACAGGGCUCGCGUACCAUGCGGGACUCAAUUUGGGACCUAAUGUAUAUUUACUGGGGGGUCUCCAGUGUCUGACAAGACAGAAAUACGAGACGUACCUAUGCGGGUUGACCAAGAACUUCUCCAUCCCACCACAAAAUGUUACAAUCAAGUUCGAUUACGAUCUUCCCUUGCCUCUCACCAAGGAUAAGCUCAUCAACUUGGCCUCAAUUCCUAAUAGCAAUAUCUACAAGUAUUCGAGUGAGUCAAACACCAUGUCGAAGGUGAUGGAUACUACAAACUGCGACGGGUUCAGCCCUCUUCUCUGUUCUGCUGUCGCUGCCAUUAGCGAAUCAUCUUUUAUUACAUAUGGAGGACUGCAAUUACACACUUCUGUGACUUAUCCGGAUUCAAAUCAUGCCGUUGUGGAACGGAAACUGAUACCGAGUAACGACUUUUGGAUGUUUGAUUCACGCAGAAUCUCUCUCAGACCAAUUCGAAUCUCUGUCCAUCCGACUUACAGUGCUAAUGACCCCAUUGCAAUAGCCAGAUUUGGUCACAAGUUGUCUAGUGUCACGUUAGAGCAAAAUAAUGAAGUCACUCAUCCUCAUCACAAUGACAGAGUCAGCAAUCUUGAUGGGGAUAACCGCGGAGGGUUGCAGAUUGGCUCUUCACCUUGCUCACCGCACCAGAGCUCUCCCAGAUUUUCGAAACCAGCGCUUGUACUUGUGAUGGGAGGUUAUAGAACUUCUGACUCUUCUGGAGGCUCUCAAUCAUUUGUUGCGAUGAACGACCUCUGGAAGUGUGAGAUCUUCUUUAAUCGCAGCGAGUUUUCUGAUGAGGCUAUCUGCUGCCCGAUUGGAAAUUUCGACUUAAUCAGUGACAAAUACAGUUAUAUGAUCGAUGAUCAGGCCAAUUCGUUGCCUCCUAUCACUGCCAGCUAUCAUUUUGGUGGUGUUAUAAAUCAUUACAAUGGAUGCGAUUGGCCUAAACCUCGUGGUUUCUUUACUAUGGAAUUGAUAGAACGGCCCGACGUGGCAAAAUACUAUAACCAGCUGAGAGACAGUUCACCUUUAUCGUCAUCAUCGGUCUCUGUAGAGUCACCAGUCUCCCCCAUGUCUCUUUCUUCUCCCAUAUCUGCGGAGCUGGAUAUAGGGAUUUCCGCAUCUUCUGAUAGUUCAAGCCCCAACGAAUCCUUAUACAGGCAUCCUGUCGGUAUUCCCUCGGUGCAUGCGCAGUUUCCCAGCAGAAUAUCUACUUCUCAGUCUAACAAGUCGAAUGCCCUUCGAAGUAUAGCCACCCGAAUGUCGUCCUCCAGUGGGAGUCAGCUGUCGUCUUCUAGAAACACAUCUAUUUCGGCAUUAUCCUAUGGAUCUCCUACGAAUCCUUCAGAGGGUGCUCAUACCCACAAAAACAAAUUCCUUGGCUCUAGAAUGCUCAUUAUAUACGGUGGUUCCUCUACAGUAUACACUAGACUUGUCUCCUCAGAUGGUUGUAGGUCACACUUUUCCUGGAAAGAGAUGCUUGGGGAUGUCUGGUGGUUUGAUUUCCAGUCGGAGCGCUGGAAAAAGCUUGAUACUUACUAUGAGGGUAAAAAGGUCGAGUUGAAGGUCUGUGGCCACGAUGUGUCAGCUAAUAAUCAACAUAUGAUGAUGUUAGGAGGAUUACAACCCAAUAAUAUUUUUGGAAAUUGGGGUCAGGUGAAAGAUAUAAUUGAGAAGGAGGAUCCUCGUCAAGUCAUAGAUUCUGACCGGCUGCAGAAGUGCCGAAAAUUGAUUGAAAUCUACCGUCAAAAAGAGGAGUCUUUAAACACCUCUAUUACAGACAAGAUGGGCUGCAUAGGAUUUCAUCCAUUAAAUAAAUCUACUAAGACUGGCGAAAAGUUUAGCGAUAGUCGAGGCUACUACACUUCGUUCGUGCUCAACCUUGAAACGUGCCGCUGGGAAGCCGUCGAUUUCCUUUUUGUGAAGAGAAUGAGGGCUUUCCUGGAUGGAAAGUCUAACAUGCUAUACGCCUGUUCUCCAAUGAUGAAACUGGAUUCCAAACUAAUCCUCUUUGGAGGUGACGUACGGAAGAUCGAUGUCGCGACACAUAAGGAAAGGUCAGAUGAUUGUCAAAAUAUUUACGGUGGGAACAUCAUGGAGGUUUACUCUCCGUUCUUAAAAAUAUAA